Messenger RNA from Xenopus laevis (African clawed frog), 4831 nucleotides. It is a transcript of the gene gnal.S, whose product is annotated as G protein subunit alpha L S homeolog. The record is from RefSeq and is a predicted model, not a curated record. Gene Ontology annotation, cellular component: plasma membrane; cytoplasm; heterotrimeric G-protein complex. Gene Ontology annotation, molecular function: G protein-coupled receptor binding; G-protein beta/gamma-subunit complex binding; GTPase activity. The transcript has 12 exons. Gene Ontology annotation, biological process: adenylate cyclase-modulating G protein-coupled receptor signaling pathway; adenylate cyclase-activating dopamine receptor signaling pathway; signal transduction. The coding region runs from base 403 to 1890 and encodes 495 amino acids. NCBI's taxonomy places the organism in Eukaryota, Metazoa, Chordata, Amphibia, Anura, Pipidae.
UGCGCGCGCGCGUCAGGUGAUCCUCCGGCCAGCGGGGAGUGUGGAUGUGCGCACUAGCCUGACGGGAGAAAAUGCAAAAUGGCACGCUGGGAAUGUGACGGGAUUGUGGGCUCCCCGUCUCCUGCUGCCCCAGCUCCCGGGAUCCGUGGCUGGAGGAUGAAGAGCUAGACCUAUUCUGCUUCAGUCGUUCCUGUGAUAUUUUGUCAGCGCUGGGUAUCUGCAUCUGUCACUGCUGGAAGAGGGGUGCCGCCGCUCUAUUCCUUAUACGGCCUCUUUGGAUCCAUUGGAUUUUCCCCUGCGCCUACGGGGAUUUUGUGUGGCCCGGGCGGCGGAUAGACUGCAGGAGCUCCAGCUAGUGAUUUGGGGGAGCGGCACGUGUAGGUUACUAGGUUAGUGUAAGCCAUGGGGCUGUGUUACAGUCUACGGCCGCGGCUCUUUGGAGAUCCCAGUGGUUCCGUCUCUAACGCUGCCACCACCACCUCGGACAGCGAACAGCCGCCGGAAUUGUCAGUGCCGCUCCGAGCCGGGGACCUGAGGCAAGGGGACCUACACCGGCCGGGGGCGUCACAGACACGAGAUGUACCGGGACAGCCCCGCAGAGUGGAGCAGUGCAAGCCCGGCCGAGGAGGGGACAGCGCGGAUGGACUCGUGCUCUUACUGCAGAAUGGGGGAGGCAGCGGGGAGAGCAAAGAGCAGCACAAGGCCAGCAAAGCGCCGCACCCCCAGCAGCAGCAGCCGCCGCAGCACCCUCUGCACAAGGGAUGGGACAAGCUCCGACUGGAGGAGAAGGAGGCAGAGAAAGAGGCCAAGAAAGUGAGCAAGAGCAUAGACAGGGUGCUGAAGGAGCAGAAGAGGGAAUACAAACAGACGCACAGGCUGCUCCUACUAGGUGCUGGGGAAUCGGGAAAAAGCACGAUUGUGAAACAGAUGAGGAUUCUUCACGUUAAUGGAUUUAAUUCAGAAGAAAAGAAACAGAAAAUUCAGGAUAUUCGCAAAAAUGUUAAAGACGCCAUUGUGACCAUAGUUUCAGCAAUGAGCACUUUAAUACCUCCAGUUCCACUGGCCAAUCCGGAAAAUCAGUUCCGAAUUGACUACAUCAAGAGUAUAGCUCCGUUGUCUGACUUUGAUUAUACGCAGGAAUUUUUUGACCAUGCACAAAAGCUGUGGGAUGACGAUGGUGUGAAGGCAUGCUUUGAGAGGUCUAAUGAAUAUCAGCUUAUUGACUGUGCACAAUACUUUUUAGAGAGAAUUGACCAUGUUAGACAAAACGACUACACACCAACAGAUCAGGACUUAUUAAGAUGCAGAGUUUUGACAUCAGGGAUAUUUGAAACAAGAUUUCAAGUAGAUAAAGUAAAUUUUCACAUGUUCGAUGUAGGUGGACAAAGAGAUGAGAGAAGAAAGUGGAUUCAGUGUUUUAAUGAUGUCACAGCUAUCAUUUUUGUAGUUGCUAGUAGCAGUUACAACAUGGUUAUACGGGAAGACAAUAACACAAAUAGACUACGAGAAGCACUGGACCUGUUUAAGAGCAUCUGGAAUAACAGGUGGUUAAGAACUAUUUCUGUCAUCUUGUUUCUAAACAAGCAAGACAUGUUAGCUGAAAAAGUCUUGGCAGGAAAAUCCAAAAUAGAAGAUUAUUUCCCAGAAUAUGUGCGCUACACUAUACCGGAUGAUGCAGUACCAGAUGCAGGAGAGGAUCCAAAAGUGACAAGAGCCAAGUUCUUCAUUCGUGACGAGUUUUUAAGGAUAAGUACAGCAAGUGGUGAUGGAAGACAUUACUGCUACCCUCAUUUUACCUGUGCUGUGGACACUGAGAACAUUCGCAGAGUUUUCAAUGACUGUCGAGACAUCAUCCAGAGAAUGCACCUCCGCCAAUAUGAACUCUUGUAAUCUCUAUCACCGUGGAGCCUGUGGUUUUAAAUUCUUUGCUACUUUUACUGUCUCUUUGCUCUGUAUUGCUCCACACAGGGUGGAAAUCCCUCCAGUGCACAUUUUUAUUUCCUUUGUUAAUUUUAUUUUUAGCUGAUUUUUUUUAUUUUUAUUUUUUUUAAUUUCCUCCCACACACCCCCCCCCCCUAUCGAGAGAGCACAUCUUGUGUCCUAAGAUUAUUCCUUACACAUGCCACUUUGUACCAUUCCACUAGGCCAGUGCUGCUCAACAUGUGGCUGAGAAUAGCACUGGGCCUUUUGCAAAUCCCUAACUGUUCGCUUAGUAAGCCACUUUUUGUAAACUCACAUUUCCUUUUCACAUUCUGUACCCCCUCUUAGCUGAAGGCUUUUGCUUAUUGCCAUCGGACAGACAUGCUGCAUGCCUAUUCCUGCUAGGCCGAGCAUGCAGCUCUCUCUUCUUGUUUCAGGGAUUGCAGACAGAUGUUAAAGGGUGAGCAGAGUUGGUGUAAGCACUCCUUAAAGCCCCCUCCAGGCGGCAUUACCUGCUCAUGUGACAGACCGCAGUUAAGGAUGAGGUUGAGAUAACUCUCACGGAACACUAGUUACUACGGAGCACUUUUUAUUCUUUUUUUUUUUUUUUUUUUUUUUUGCAACUGUAGAAAAUGUUUGAAUGAUUUCAUGUUCCUCUUGAAUUUGAAGUUGAAAAAAGACCACUUCUAGUGCAGGGGUGUCAAGCUCUCGGCCUGAAGCUUUGGGCACAAGCUGCUCCCACAAUGGUGGAAGAUGAAGGAAUUUUUAGUUCACUUCCAGUGAACAAGGAGCUGGCUGUUUGCCAUCCCUAAAGAGGCUAUAAUUCAACCAUGCAGUGACACGAGAGGCAAUAUAAUAUCUUUAUUUUCUUCUAAAAUAUCAUAGUUUGCACCUUUACACACAAGUGAAAUCAGCUUUGGUAUCCGUCAUAACAAAAGUGCAGAGGGUUGGAGGUAAAGUUUGCAAACAAGCCAUUGAACUACAUAGGAAAGUCCUCUGUGUGGUUCACUCCUAGCUGCCAAAGCUGAAUGCACAGAAGGAGCCUCUAGCAGCUAAAGUUACAUGUUCCUAUUAGGAAGGCGGGACUGUAUAUCGACCUCCUCAGAUAAGGAAAAAGAAGGUGGCUCUCUGAAUAACAAAUUAAUACCAUCCACUGAGCCCUGGGCUACCUCUGUUAUAUUGCAACGGUCCCUUGUAACAUGUAUCCAUCUGUCAGAUGGCACUAUGCUCAGACCUAUCCCUGUGUGGUUUUAUAUCUAGAAAUUUUUGUUUUCGUUAUAGUAUUUUUCUUUCAAUGACACUGAAGAGUACUUGAUGGAGGGAAAAAAUGAAUAAUGCACUUUGUAUCAGGUUCAUUACAAAAAAAAACAACAUACUGUUGAGGAACUAUACACAAUGUAGCAGCAACAGAAUAUUUAUUAAUGUCACAGGUUUUUUGUUUUUUUUUAGCAUUGAGUUGCGGGUCAGCUGGUGCAGUGACCCGAGCUCUAACGCCUAAAGUUGUAAAAGGCCAGGCCUGUGAAUCAUUGCAGAGCAAUCAGGGCCUGGGCCUUUUCCAAGACCAUUCGAAGAUGCAGAACGUACGUGGAGCAGUACCUAUAUUAGAUAAUGAAGGGGAAGAGUAAAGAUAAGCAAUUUUUUUAAAACUUUUAUUUUGAUGGUGUUUUGUGGCUAAAUGUUUCUGCACACCUCAGGCAUUCAAACUGCAGCUGCUUUCAGCCUCUCACAAGAAGGCAGAAAAAGAAAAAAAAAUCACCCUCACUGAUAUUAUACGUUUGUCCACUAACGAUCUGUUUAGCCUUAGAUCAUUACUGGGCGUUAGUCCUCUAUAUUGUUUUUUUUUUUUUUUUUUUUUUAAUUUUCUUUCUUUUUUUUUUUCUUUUUUUCCCCUUUUGAUUUUAUCUGCUGGUUUAUUAUAAUGUACAGAUGUAAAAUGUAAUAUUAUUUUGUACAACUUUAUUGAAAAAAAAACAUAAUACUUGUAGAAGAUCUUUGUGCCUUGAUUAUGGCUGUACCUGUAAAAUGAGCUAAGAUGUAAGUAUGUUUUUUGAUUGCGCUGUACAGCUUGAUGUCAAACUUACCUGCAGCUGUGACUGCAGUUAAGACCUAUCUGUAGAAUUUAGUUUUUUUUUCUGGUUUAUAUAAAAGAAGGAAAUGCUCUUUAGUACAAAAAAGACAAAAACAAACUAAAAAAAAAAUAUAUAUAUAUACAUUAUGCAAAUUAACCACUUACCUUUAUAAAGAAGGUCCUAGCAGCAGUGAUGUCCAACUAGCGGCUUUCCAGCGGUUGUAAUGUUCAACUUGAGCUGAAGGACCACAGGAGGGACCCACUUUGCUGUACGGGGACCACUUGUUGCAACAAACAUGCCUUUUUCCCUCUAUUUUUAUGUGAAGGCGAGGGAAGGAGCAGAGAGUCUCCGCUUUAAACACAUUGGAAUUCAUUUUUAUGUCCACAUUUGCAACCUAGUGGUGUAUUAGUGGGAACAGUCUUUCUUUUUUUUUUUUUAAAACACUUUUUUGGUUUUCUAGAAACCCUCCCCAAAAAAAGGAAACUUCCAGCACCAUUAGUUACGGCUUGUCUCCUUUUGUAACAGCAGCUGCUUUUAUUGUGCACAGCGAGUAGCACGACUUGGAAAGGACAAGGUGUAGCCUGAUCAAUUAUACAAUGACAUUUUCAUUUCUCUUUUUAAUAAAGAGACCCAUUAGAAAGCUGGUUUAUUUUAAAUAUUCUAGAAUUGAUUAUGUGUGAAUAUUUCUCAAACUUGAAUAAUUUAUGCAAAUGUUCUCUGAAGAAGUUGUGGUACAAUACUAUAUAAAUAUAUAUAUAUAUUAUAAAUAUAAAAAAAAGCAAGAACUGCUGUAGCAAUAAGGCAUGUCCUUUUUAGUAACUAUUACACUGCUUUAUAUUUUA